AUGCCCGCCAUGACUUAUAUCAAUCUUUUGCUUCAGUUGAGUGUUGUUGGCUAUGUCAAAGCUGCAGCUCUACCCCAAACAGUGCCAACUUUAUCAAAUGGGAUCAAGGAUUGGCUAAGUCCUCCUUAUACACCAUUCCAAGCACCAUUGGCUAUCAUGCCAACUUCACAGCCAAAGGUUACUUAUAUCGAGCCAGUGAAUGGCACAGUGAUUGAUUUCUUCGAGAUUGAUAUUCGUCAAUUCACUGCUCAGACAUAUCCCCUCAGUUCGGGAGUCGGCCCAACCACUUACGUUGGCUAUGAUGGCAUGGCCCCUGGGCCAACUCUCCGCAUGUCUCGAGGCCGUGAAGCUGUUGUCCGCUUCACCAAUUCCUAUGAUAGACCUUCGUCGAUCCAUCUCCAUGGCAGCUACUCACGUGCACCUUGGGAUGGAUGGGCUGAGGAUGUAACAAACCCAGGGGAAUUCAAGGACUAUUACUAUCCUAAUGGACAGCCUCAGAGAACUCUGUGGUAUCACGAUCAUGCUAUUGGCAUCACGGCCGUGAAUGCGUAUUUUGGACAAGCUGGCUUCUAUAUACUCACAGAUCCCGAGGCUCCCACGACUCUGCCAACAGGCGACUACGACAUUCCCCUCAUGCUUGCAGGGAAGGUGUCAUUGUACGGCGAUGUCGUCACUGUCAAUGGAGUUCCGUGGCCCUAUCACCAAGUUGAGCCCAGAAAGUAUAAGUUUCGGCUUCUCGAUGCAAGUGUUUCCAGAUCUUUUAGCCUGUACUUAGUCGACGAGGCAAACCCAUCCGUGCAUCUUCCCUUUGCUGUCAUCGGUGCGGAUGCUGGCUUCAUGGACCACCCAGUCACCACCGAUAGUCUUGUCAUAGCAAUGGCAGAGCGUUGGGAAAUUGUGAUUGACUUCGCUUUAUAUCAAGGCAAAAGUCUAGUUCUAAUGAACGAGCGCAAUUUUCAAACGAAUGAAGAUUACCCCGAAACGAACAAAGUAAUAAAAUGGAUCGUCGGAUCCGUUGUGACAUCAGAUGAGAACAAUGGGCCAUUGCCUACCCAAUUAGCAGAUUUGACAGACCCUGGGUCACACACAACCAUCGACCAUCAAUUUGUUUUCGAAAGAGCCAACGGCCAAUGGUUGAUCAAUGGUGUUGAUUUCGAAGAUAUCCCAAACCGAAUCCUUGCCAAACCGCCUCAAGGAGGCGUCGAGAGAUGGCGUUUGGUUAAUAAGGCCGGUAGAUGGUCACAUCCUAUUCAUAUCCAUCUUAUCGACUUCAAGGUUGUUUCGAGAACUGGAGGAAGAGGUGUGGUAGAAGAGUAUGAAGCAGCGGCUCUCAAAGAUGUCGUGUAUCUCGGGGAGAAUGAAGCCGUGGAAGUCAUUGCUAAUUACCAACCGUGGGGUGGUGUCUAUAUGUUCCACUGCCACAACCUAGUACAUGAGGAUCAUGACAUGAUGGCUGCCUUCAAUGUCACCGACGUGGACUUGAGUGCAUUUGGAUACCCAGACAACGCAACCUUCACAGAUCCCAUGGCUGCAAUCUGGCGCUCGAAGCAAAGGCUUGCCGCUACGGAUCUGCAGGACAUCCAAGACAACAUCUUGCCCCUGUUUGCUGGAUUGGGUGCAUACCCGUCAACAGAGGGUGUAGAGCAUGCCCUUCAGGACUAUUAUAUUGAUCACGUCCCGAUCGAUGGCAUAACACCGAAUGUAAAGGUUAGGAAUGAAGUGGAGCGAAAGAUAAGAAAGAGAAAGAGUUGCUCUAGUGAUGGUGAUGAUGGAACUGGGGAUGAUGACAAUUCUAUCUAA
Molecule: messenger RNA, 1800 nt
Organism: Mollisia scopiformis
Lineage: Eukaryota; Fungi; Ascomycota; Leotiomycetes; Helotiales; Mollisiaceae
Product: putative bilirubin oxidase
Exons: 11
Coding region: 1-1800 (599 amino acids)
Molecular function (GO): oxidoreductase activity; copper ion binding
Source: RefSeq, a predicted model, not a curated record